This is a messenger RNA of Gossypium arboreum, 3043 nucleotides long. RefSeq names its product rop guanine nucleotide exchange factor 7-like. Lineage: Eukaryota; Viridiplantae; Streptophyta; Magnoliopsida; Malvales; Malvaceae. The transcript is spliced from 7 exons. The record is from RefSeq and is a predicted model, not a curated record. Gene Ontology annotation, molecular function: guanyl-nucleotide exchange factor activity. The coding region runs from base 830 to 2830 and encodes 666 amino acids.
GUUGCCCAAGAGACAAAGGCAUCCUUUUCCAUUAUCCUUAGUAUAUCCAUCACAAUGUGGCUGCCAAAGAACCCACCACUUCUUUCUAGGAAUUUUCAGCUCGUAAAUUACUUUCCUAUACUUCCCAAGCAUAUAGAUACCAUGGUUUUGUUUAAUACAUUGGGACAUGGCCAUGAAGAGGGUGGUUAAGUAACUUGGAGAACCCGGCAAUGGAACAGUUUUUGAAAGCCAAAAAUUUGGUGUGUCCUUGGAACUUAACAACUUAAUUGAAGGUUUAGAAAUUUAAAAAGGCUGUUCUUUUUUUUGCCAAAAAGAGGUUAGAUAUCAUGGAUAAAUGAUAAAUCCGUCCCCUACACGACUCCUCAUUAACUUACAUUUUAUCUUUAAUUUUCAAACAGAGCCUGGAAAGUUUUAAGAUUUGUUUGUUUUGAUAUGGUUAGAAAAUAUUAACAGGAAGUAGCUUAAAAUUCUGAAAAUGGAAAAAAAAAAAAUAGGGAAAUAUGAGGAGGUCUUAAAUAGUUUUAUAGGUGAAGCAAAAGGCUCCCCAGUCAUGUCUUUGAGCAGGCCUCAGUAAUCAUCAAUAGCUUGACUCCAUAUAUUUAAGAACAUAAAGCUUCUGCCUUUUUUCUGUCACAUAAAAAAGAUAAAGGAAAAAGAAGGAAAACCCCACACCAAAUUUCUCUGCAUUUUUUUUUUUUUUGCUUCCACUUUACCCCAUUGAAGUAGACAUGUUGGCGACCUUAUAGAUGGAGGAGCUUUCACCAACCAAGAGUAAAUAGGCUCUACCAAACAGCAGCAACAACAACAAUAUCACCAGUUGAAGCUUUGUAUGCCUGCGCCAAAGCUAAAAGCUAAGAGCUUUUGGGUUUCAAAAUCUUUUAGAAGCUUGUGUUACAAAGCUAUAGAGUCCAAUGUGUGUUGCUCACAGAGGUUAGAGUAUAGUGGUAUGAUAGUAAAUAACUCUCUGUUUUGUCCUUCACCUGGUCCUUUUGAACAGCAAACUGAAAUGGAGGGAUUGGUUGAGAAAGAAGGAAGCUUUAAAGAGAAAAAUGAAAGCUUUAGUGAGAAUGGGGUUCAAAUGGGAACAUUUGCCGAGUUGCUUGAAGACAAGGGUAGGGAAAGUAGUUCAAGUUCUGAUUUUUUAACAUCUGAAACAACCGGGCAUGAGGAGGAACACAGUCACAGUAGUUCCGAGGAAGGGUCUGCUUCACCACCUUCAUUAGGUUGGCCUGUAAAGGAAAAUGCUGGGACAGAAGACUGCACCAGUACUAAUUGCAGUGAAGAUGGAAAGAAAACCCCAUUGGAUAAUAGGAAAUUAGAGAAACAAGGCUGCACAAUUUCAGAGAUUGAGCUGAUGAAGGAAAGAUUUGCAAAAUUGUUGCUUGGAGAAGAUAUGUCUGGGUGUGGAAAUGGCGUUUGCACAGCCUUGGCUAUUUCAAAUGCCAUCACCAAUCUUUGUGCUACCUUAUUUGGGCAAAUAUGGAGGUUAGAACCCGUUCCUCCUGAGAAGAAAGCAAUGUGGCGUCGAGAGAUGGAAUGGCUUCUUUCUGUUAGUGAUCACAUUGUUGAGUUGAUACCUUCGUGGCAGACAUUCCCGGAUGGAAGCAAGCUCGAGGUCAUGACUUGCAGACCUCGUUCGGAUCUUUACAUUAAUCUCCCGGCUUUAAGAAAAUUGGACAACAUGCUACUCGAGAUAUUAGAUACUUUCACCGAUACAGAGUUCUGGUAUGUUGAUCAAGGGAUUCUAGCCCCAGAGGCUGAUGGAUCCACCUCGUUCCGAAAAGCUUUUCAACGUCAAGAGGAAAAAUGGUGGCUUCCUGUGUCUCGAGUGCCACCGGGGGGACUCCAUGAAAAUUCAAGGAAGCAGUUGCAGCACAAACGUGAUUGCACAAACCAGAUCCUAAAAGCUGCCAUGGCAAUCAAUAGUAUUACUCUAGCUGACAUGGAAGUCCCUGAAUCAUAUUUGGAAUCUCUUCCAAAGAAUAGCCGAACGAGCUUAGGAGAUCUCAUUUAUCGCUAUAUUUCAUCGGAUAUGUUUACUCCCGAUUGUCUUCUUGAUUGCCUUGAUUUGUCAUCCGAGCAUCAAGCUAUUGAGAUUGCCAACCGAGUGGAGGCCUCAAUAUAUUUAUGGCGGAAAAAAUCAAACUCCAAACCUAUUAGCACAAAUCGGUCCAGUUCUAAGUCAUCAUGGGAUUUGGUCAAGGACCUAAUGAUCGAUUCUGACAAAAGAGAAAUGCUUGCUGAUCGAUCAGAGAGCCUCCUGCUUUGCUUGAAGCAGCGAUUCCCCGGUCUUCCCCAGACCACUUUAGAUAUGAGCAAAAUUCAGUACAACAAGGAUGUUGGAAAAUCCAUAUUGGAGAGCUACUCGAGAGUUUUGGAAAGUCUUGCAUUCAACAUUAUCGCACGUAUUGAUGAUGUGCUUUAUGUGGAUGACUUGACCAAGCAUUCAGAUCAAUUCUCUUCACUGUCCAGGAUCGGACUUAUUGGUCAGAAGAGUCUUUCGGUUCCUUACUCAGUGCCCUUCCCCAGCACUCCUUAUAGAACAGCUUUUUCAACCCCAAACUUUUCACCAGCACCGCUAGCUACCCCUGCAAAGGGUGAUAGAUCACCAUUUCUUUCAAGCAGCAAAGUUCCUCAGCGUGGGAUGGGCAUGACAAAGGUCUUGACAGACUAUCUUAAUAUCGAUUUAAGGCCGAAGGAAUACAGUAAUCGAGGUGAAGGAACAGGAUCAGGUUCAACCAUAACUCAAGAAGCAUCAGUUUCUUUUGAAUGUCUAACAGAGGCGGUGAGCUUAUCUAAACUGGAGCCAGUUCCUGAGAAAGAGCCCUAAUGUUGCACAUCAUGAAUCAAUUUUAUAUCUUUUCUUUUAAGUUUUAAAUUUGGUAGGAAUUAGAAGAUGCUUGAGAAUGACAAACAUUCACCCUGUUAUUGUAAAUGAUAAAUAAGUUGAGUGAUUCAUGCUUUGUCAUGGCAUCAUUUAUGAUCUCAAAUUUGAUUAUAGCUCAAUAUUUUGAGGAUCAAACAUAGAAUAGAAAUUGCCAAA